Messenger RNA from Dendrobium catenatum, 927 nucleotides. RefSeq lists its product as uncharacterized. The record is from RefSeq and is a predicted model, not a curated record. The transcript is spliced from 3 exons. The coding region runs from base 286 to 756 and encodes 156 amino acids. Lineage: Eukaryota; Viridiplantae; Streptophyta; Magnoliopsida; Asparagales; Orchidaceae.
UCGUUGUCUCAUCUAUUUGGAGCUCCGGUUUCUAAUGGACGAUCGGUUGGGAAGCGAGAAGCCAUUACCUGGCUGGCUUUAUUCGCCUACUCUCACCUCCAUGUAUUAGGCGAUCAACCAAUCCGUUCGGUCGCGCUUUAUCUAGCCGGUGGAGUGGUUACGGUCACUUACCUUUCUUUCUAUUCUUGAUACAAGCAAAAUGGUUCGGGUUUAGCUUUGAAAGUGGGAAGAAGAAGAAGAGAAGAAGAAGAAGAAGAAGAAGAAGAAGAAGGAGAAGAGAAGGAUAUGGUUGGAAUCUUCUCUCGCUUCUCUUCGAGGAGCGGACACAGGAGGACUCAGAGCGCAGCGAAUGUGAGAGAAAGGGCACAGAGCUUGGAGGUAAACAUUCCAAUUCCUGUUUCUACAACCCAUGGAUUUGAGGUUGCUGUAGAGUUUAAACCAGUUGAACACCCAAUAGAGCCUCUCAACCAUGAUCAGCCUGUGCGAUGUCCUAUGCCCGAGCCAUCCAUACUAAAUGAUGGAAGAAUAUGGAAAGAAAGAAUGACUUCUGUGAGUGCAAGGAUGAGGAUUGAAUUGCCGGUAGUUAAAGAAGGAUCACAGCUUUCACCUGAAGCAGCUGUAGCUAAGACUCCUCGGUCUACACCAAGACGUGCUAUAUUGCCCUCUGUUAGUGCCCCUGAGGGUAACCUAAUAAAUCUCCUUGAAGAAUACAACGAAGCAAAAGACCAGAAUGCUGAAGGAGGGUCAAAAACUUGAAGCAGAAUUAAUUUACUCAAUACAAUGUGGUUUCAUUUUCUGGGUUUGUUCCUUGUAUUUAUAUCCUUCCAUUGGCUGUGUAAAUGAUUAAACAUAGCAGACCUUCAUCCUAGGUUUUAUAUAUUAUACUGAAUUUUCAUUUACUUCAAAAGAUAUUUAAGUUCCUCAUCA